AUGGGAUUACUGUCAGAAGGAAAUCCACUUUCAUGGAAAGAGACAAGAACGUUAGCAGAACACGUUCGUCAACAUGGGAUAGAACAAUUUAUAAAUUUAUACAACAAGCUACGUGACCGUACUGGAGAUGUUCUGAAAUGGGGAGAUGAGGCAAGCGCGCUUCAACCUAGACCUCAUCAGUGCUUCCCAGCGAUGAUGAUCAAGGUGGAGUAUAUAAUAGUAAAAUUCGAUGAUGAAAAUCAAAGAGCCACAGUUAGUCUAAAGUCAGAAGAGCUUCUACCUAUAUUGCAAGAAAAAGAAAACACUGAUCCGAAAAGUAUGUGUAAAAUUAAUUUGUCA
This is a messenger RNA of Brenthis ino (lesser marbled fritillary), 339 nucleotides long. The record is from the annotation of a GenBank genome assembly. NCBI's taxonomy places the organism in Eukaryota, Metazoa, Arthropoda, Insecta, Lepidoptera, Nymphalidae.